This is a messenger RNA of Dichomitus squalens LYAD-421 SS1, 282 nucleotides long. RefSeq lists its product as uncharacterized. Bases 1 to 282 code for a protein of 93 amino acids. The record is from RefSeq and is a predicted model, not a curated record. NCBI's taxonomy places the organism in Eukaryota, Fungi, Basidiomycota, Agaricomycetes, Polyporales, Polyporaceae. The transcript has 2 exons.
AUGAAGCGCGCCGACCUCUGCCUCAACCUUGUCACGUCCGAUCCAACCACCGUCGGAGCCACUGACCCAGACACGGGUAGACCUCUUUUCUCUAUCGGAGGGCCGAUGGGCGAAGAAGCUCUCAGUGCGCUCCAGACGCUCAAGGAUAGCGAAGGGCGGUCCCCUGUGACGCUGGUUUGGCGGGUUACCAAUAGCCCCUUUGGAGGCGUCAUAGCAGUUGUUAAAGUCGACGUGCCGGAGACGGAGCUUGCGUACGCGUGUGCGAAAUGCGACAAGGAUUAG